AUGGACGAUGAUGUGGCAUGUCCAUGUAGCCUUUUUUGCAAAGGUGGCAUGCUUGGUGGAAUUCCGUUAGAGGAAAGGCCUGAUAUUCAAGAUCUGAAAAGAUUAAUUCCCAAGCAAUAUGAGCUUAAGGGCGAAUGCAAUAUUGAUCUAUUGAGUAAUAGACAUGUACUCAUUAGGGUGUCACAGCUGGAAGAUUACAUUCAUCUUCUGUCAAAGCCAACCUUUUACAUUAAUCACCGUGAUUGGUCAUAUGAAAUAAGAACUCUGAAGUGGGAUCCAAUGUUUAACUCAGGGGAGAAAACAACAACGACAAUUGCUUGGAUUUCAUUCCCGUCUCUUCCUCCAAAUUUAUUUGGCAAGGAAACUGUUUUUCCACUUGCGUUAGCGGUGGAAAGACCUUUGCAAGUUGAUUUGGCUAUGAAGAAUCAAACUCGUCCAAGUUAUGCGAGAGUCAAAGUUGAGGUGGAUUUGUUGGGUGAAUUUCCAACAUGCAUUAACGUAGGAGUGAAAAAGCAGAACAAAGAAGUAUCAGAAAAGUGGAUUACAAUCAAAUAUGAUUACGUUCCUAAAUACUGUAAAACCUUUAUGAUUCAAGGACAUAAUGAACAACAGUGUUAUAUGGAACAUCCGGAGUUAUAUCCCAAAAAAGAGGAGGCGGAAAAUCAAAAAGGAAAAGAGGAGGCUAACAACAAUGAAGAAGACAACAAGCAACAAGAGACCAAGGAUUCAAAGAAGGAGGAAAAUGGGGAGCAAUGA
This is a messenger RNA of Capsicum annuum, 756 nucleotides long. RefSeq lists its product as uncharacterized. NCBI's taxonomy places the organism in Eukaryota, Viridiplantae, Streptophyta, Magnoliopsida, Solanales, Solanaceae. The coding region runs from base 1 to 756 and encodes 251 amino acids. The record is from RefSeq and is a predicted model, not a curated record. The transcript is spliced from 2 exons.